GGGGAACUACAGUAGCCUACGUGGUGCUUCUCCUCCACACGGAGCACACAUUAAACACCGCCUGGAUACUUUUUUUGAGGUGUCUUUAUCGUAAAACAAACAAAAGAAAAAGUGUAUCCUGUCCGAAAUGCCUUGUUUACACAAACGGCUGAAAAAAACCAAAUCCGAAGAGGAGGCUUUCCUGGAGAAGGCGAGAAGAAUUGCGCGAGAGAAUGGGAAACGGCUAGGAUUGGAGGGAGAUGCAGAUCUAAAUUUCCUGCUGGUCGGCGGGGAACUGAUCAAGAUCCGCUCGAGCUCCUGGAAGAGGAACCGCUUCUUCAAACUGCAGGAGGACUGCAAGACGCUGUGGUACGAGUCCCACAAAACGUUCAGGAAAAACCAGACGUGUAAGUGUCAGAAAGACGAGAAACACGACGAAGCACAAGCCUUGUUUUUUUAA
This is a messenger RNA of Notothenia coriiceps (black rockcod), 439 nucleotides long. Its product is annotated as 1-phosphatidylinositol 4,5-bisphosphate phosphodiesterase delta-1-like. Bases 128 to 439 code for a protein of 103 amino acids. NCBI's taxonomy places the organism in Eukaryota, Metazoa, Chordata, Actinopteri, Perciformes, Nototheniidae. The transcript is spliced from 2 exons. The record is from RefSeq and is a predicted model, not a curated record.